AUGGCGAAGGCACGAACAUCGCUGCGGCACGCAGAGGCCAUUGACGUACACGAGGACGAAAUCAAGCAAGAGGAAGCCGAGUCGACACUGGAUGAGAGUAUGGAUCCGCUCGACGAGAGCGGUCACACAGUCGACAGCAGCGAGGAGGAGGUGGAAGACUCUGUGCAAGAAGACAUGGCACGCUUCGAGGAAACAUUUGUCGGAAUCAACAAGCGUUUCCGGCUGAUUAAUCGGAUUGGAGAGGGAACUUUCUCCACUGUUUACAAGGCCGAGGAUCUGGAGUACAGCAAGUACAAUAAUGACUGGGACAUGGACAAGCGGGAGAUUCCAAAAUGGGUGCCAGCUGCCCGCCGGAAGCAGUAUGCCAGACAGCAACCCCACUAUGUCGCGAUUAAGAAAAUCUACGUUACAAGCAGCCCAAUACGCAUCUUCAAUGAGCUCGAGCUCCUCUACGACCUCCGGGACUCCGACUCGGUUUGUCCACUGAUCACGGCCUUCCGCCAUCUGGACCAAGUAGUCGCUGUACUGCCCUACUUUCAGCAUCGCGACUUUCGGGACUACUACCGCGACAUGACCAUCGCCGACAUGCGUCCCUACUUCAAGAGCUUGUUUACGGCGCUUGCAGCAGUGCAUAGCAAAGGCAUCAUCCAUCGUGACGUCAAGCCUACCAACUUCCUCUACAACACGUCGCAAUCCCGUGGCGUCCUAGUCGAUUUUGGCCUGGCGGAGCGCGAGGGCACAGACUGGCACAACUGUGCCUGCCGUAUGUCAGAAGAAGACCGGCGCUAUAGGAUCUCACACAGUGUCUAUGCGCAGACGCAAUCGGCAGGCCACAACGCCUCUGCUUACCCCAAGAAUGACACACGCAACAGCCGACGCGCCAACCGAGCGGGCACGCGUGGCUUCCGUGCGCCCGAAGUUCUCCUGAAGUGUACCCAACAGACUUGUUCCAUCGACGUCUGGAGUGUUGGCGUCAUUCUACUGACGAUGCUUUCGCGCCGCUUCCCAUUCUUCCACAGCGCAGACGACAUCGACGCCCUGCUUGAAAUCACAACCAUCUUUGGACGAAAGAAGAUGCGCGAAACCGCUCUUCUACACGGCCAGGUCUUCGAGACCAACGUGCCCAGCUACAGCGAAGGCGGUCACAGUCUGGAGAAGAUCAUCCUAUGGUGCACAGGUCGAACGGGCGACAAGACACAGCCGAAGAGGGAGUUGGACGACGAGGAAAAGGAAGCUGUACAGUUUCUCUAUCGACUCCUGGAAUGCAACCCAGCAAAACGCAUCACAGCUGCCGACGCUCUCGAGCACCCCUUCUUACUCAAGGCGUAUGGCGAGGACAGUGAGAUGGAGGAGGACUUGAUGCCUGACGGCACGGAGGAAUGAGGCGAGGGACGACAUGACAGCACUCACGACGUAUGAGUAAUAGCAUGGAAGGCGCAAUACGGGUGUGAGCAUAGUACAGGAGUUUUUGGCCAUGUAUCUUCUCGGCGCUUUGUCGAGUUACUGUGAUACCCUCUCACACAUUAUCUCAGCGUCGAUUGCACAUGCCUAUUGUUUGCAGUCUAGUUUAGCUUUGAUAAGGUUUCUUAUUCCACUUGUUAGAUCAGCA
Messenger RNA from Pyrenophora tritici-repentis Pt-1C-BFP, 1609 nucleotides. Its product is annotated as SPS1, Serine-threonine protein kinase. Gene Ontology annotation, cellular component: nucleus. NCBI's taxonomy places the organism in Eukaryota, Fungi, Ascomycota, Dothideomycetes, Pleosporales, Pleosporaceae. Gene Ontology annotation, molecular function: protein serine/threonine kinase activity; ATP binding. The record is from RefSeq and is a predicted model, not a curated record. Gene Ontology annotation, biological process: protein phosphorylation; mitotic DNA damage checkpoint signaling.